Lytechinus variegatus (green sea urchin) is the source of this 858-nucleotide messenger RNA. RefSeq lists its product as uncharacterized. NCBI's taxonomy places the organism in Eukaryota, Metazoa, Echinodermata, Echinoidea, Temnopleuroida, Toxopneustidae. The transcript is spliced from 8 exons. The record is from RefSeq and is a predicted model, not a curated record. The coding region runs from base 38 to 832 and encodes 264 amino acids.
GUCCUGCACACCCCCACAACGAUCAUGUACUCCCGUCAUGCCCCUGGAAGUCGAUUGCUCCACAGAUCUAGAGGAUGGUGAAUUGAGCUACCAGCAAAAGAAUGUCCAAUCUGCAAAUUUUGCAUUCCUAGACUCAACCGUCAACCAUCAACCAUCAACCUCUGGAGCAAGCUACCACCAACAGACCGUCCAAUCUACGAAUUUGGCUUCCCAUGACUUAACCGCCAACCAUCAACCAUCAACCUCCGGAACAAGCUACCACCAACAGACCGUCCAACCUACGAAUUUGGCUUCCCAUGACUCAACCGCCAACCAUCAACCAUCAACCUCCGGAACAAGCUACCACCAACAGACCGUCCAACCUACGAAUUUGGCUUCCCAUGACUUAACCGUCCACCAUCAACCAUCAACCUCCGGAACAAGCAAACAGCAACAGAAUGUCCCAUCUUCCCUAACCGACUUAACACCGUCAACCUCUGGAACAAGGGAGACUUCAAUUCCACCUAUUCUUCCAAGAAAAAUUUCCAAGCCUACUGGACCUGGAUCUACUCUGCAACCAACAAACCCCUCAAGGAAUACAGAAACCAAACCAUCUGCCAAGAGAAGCUUGCACUAUCUAGAACAGCUGGAACCAAACACAAAGAAAAAAAGUCUCAGUCCAGCACAAGAAGUAAUGAUUGAAUUGGCAAGAGAAGAGCAUGCAUGGCUCAAACGUGAGCAUGAAUUAAGAGUUGAAAUCCUUCAGCUAGAAAUACGAACUGCACAAUACAAGGAAGAGGAAGCUCGUAGAUCACUUAACAAAGUCAAUGCUAAUUUGAAUUCAGAUCCCUAAACUAUCUAUUUCAUAUAUUACAAAUU